Molecule: messenger RNA, 1031 nt
Organism: Pelagomonas calceolata
Lineage: Eukaryota; Pelagophyceae; Pelagomonadales; Pelagomonadaceae
Source: the annotation of a GenBank genome assembly
CAUUGAUGGCGUAGGAUCCACACACGUCGUAUAUGGAGCCGGAAGAAAGCAUACCCCUCGCGCCUGGCGCCGCGGCUGCCCUGGCGAGAGAUGCACUACUCAUGGGGCAGGCUGCCCCAACCACUCGGCCGCCCGGCAGCGCCGCGGCUCUCGCUCGCGAAGCGCUUCAACAGGCUGCACCGCCCGGCGCCGCCGCGGCACUCGCCCGCGAAGCGCUGCAGCAACGCGCGGCACCACCCGGCGCCGCCUCCGCGUCGGCGCGGGACCUGCUGCAGAAGCCCCGCCCGGCGAGCGCGCCGCCGCUCCCAACGCUGCCGCCGCUCCAGCAACACUGGCAACCGCCGGAGAUCAUCGACUUCGAGGACGAUGAUGACGAGGACGACGAGGAUUACGAGCGUCGCCGCUGCUGCUGCUGCUUCACUCGCGGCCACGAGCCGGACGACGUCUUCUCGCGGAAAUGGCUCAAGCGGCUCUGCUUCCUGCACGUGGUGCUGGGCUUCGCGCUCUUCUGGCUGCUCGUGCUCGCGGUCGUAAUUUUCCCGAGUUCGUCGACGUUUGGUGCGUUACGGGAAUUACCUUUAAGAGUCUUGGUGCGGUGCCUGGCGUGCGGCCUCUGCGCGCUGACCGCGUUACGCGUGCCGCUCGACGCGAGGGAGCUGAACGCGACGCUUCCGAAGGCGGCCCUGGCGAAGGUGCUGGACGUCGUCGCGUCGUGCUGGGUGUGGGCGGCGCUCGUGCCGGCCUUCGUGCGGACGUAUAUCGCGGCGGUGGCGCACGACCAGUCGGCGUGGAUGGUCGCCCUCCUAUGUGUCGUGAGCUUCGUGACGGACGUGUCCGGGGUGUGUAUUACGUGGGUCGCCGUGACGCCGCUCUGCCUGGGCGACCUGCUUCCCAUCGCCGCGCGCGAGGAGGCCAUGGACGAGUACAUUGAAGACGACGACCGCGAGGACAUCAUCGUGGAGAUCGGCAGCCUCCUGGCGACGCCGCGCGGCGCGAGGGACGUGGUGUGAAACUACUAAGUUGUUAUUUGU